CCCUGACCCUAGUUGAGUCUAGUUGUCUGCCCCUGCCCCCAUCCCUCACCCGCGCACGCAUCUCGAGGCCCCGUCAUUCCUAAUUGCAGCCCCCUGUCCGAGCCCCCAGCCCCCAGCCCGUGUCUUCUUUUGGUCUUCCCCGUAAAAGGUUCCCCUGCUCGAUGCCCCCCGUCUUCUCCUCGAGCCAAAAUCUUUCGAAAUGUUUCGCUCGUUCAUUUUUCCAGUAUAUAACCCAGAAUUGGAUUAUGGACGAUGGUUCUGGGAAAUAUCUCGGGGCAUUAUUAGAAGAACAUUCUAUCUUUGAUGAAUGCCCACCCUCGCCACUGAAGGAAAUCAUAGUCUCCAGAACAUCACAGGUGGUGCUGGUGAGCUUGCGAUGCUGGCCGCAUUGACUUUCUUCCCUCUUUACCGAGAAAAGUGACUGCCAGUUUCACGAGUUCCGAUUCCCAUCGAACAAUCCGUCUCGUGGAAUUGAAGAUACAUCUUUCUCAUCGGCACUUUCUCCGAGGGCAAAGUAUGUCGUCCAAAAUACAAGAGCACCAGCUCUUCGAGAGGCCGAGACAAUCGAACAUCAUGUAGUGCCAAAAGUCAAGUAGGCAGCAAAAUUCGAGGCUUUUUAGGUGACAAUCAUGAAUCAGAUGGCGGAUGUGCAGAUUAUGUC
Molecule: messenger RNA, 661 nt
Organism: Marchantia polymorpha subsp. ruderalis
Lineage: Eukaryota; Viridiplantae; Streptophyta; Marchantiopsida; Marchantiales; Marchantiaceae
Source: the annotation of a GenBank genome assembly